Molecule: messenger RNA, 807 nt
Organism: Colletotrichum fioriniae
Lineage: Eukaryota; Fungi; Ascomycota; Sordariomycetes; Glomerellales; Glomerellaceae
Gene: HAP5
Product: CCAAT- binding transcription factor component
Source: RefSeq, a predicted model, not a curated record
AUGCCCAGCAAGGCCGCCCGCAGCCUGUAUAUGAUACGUCUCAUGGCGGCCAUUAUGCUAUCGGCCCAGGGUUUCGCGCCCGCCGAACUUUACACCGGCCCUUGGGCAAAUGUUCAUCAAGGCUUGACCGGCCAGUACAAGGACAUCUUGACAACCUAUUGGCAGCAGACCAUCAACCAUUUGGAAAGCGACAACCAUGACUACAAGCUGCAUCAACUGCCCCUGGCGCGCAUCAAGAAAGUUAUGAAGGCCGAUCCCGAAGUCAAAAUGAUAUCCGCCGAAGCACCCAUCCUCUUCGCAAAGGGCUGCGAUAUCUUCAUCACGGAACUCACGAUGCGGGCAUGGAUUCACGCCGAAGAGAACAAGCGGCGCACUUUACAGCGAUCUGACAUUGCGUCUGCCCUCGCCAAAUCGGACAUGUUUGAUUUUCUUAUUGACAUAGUUCCUCGCGAGGAGGCUUCUUCGCACGCAAAGAGAACAGCGGGACAGGCUGCUCCCACACCCCAAGGCGUCCCAGCCCAAGCAAACCCCCAAAUGCCAGGCCAGCAUGGCAUGCCACAGCCAGCGAACCAUUCUUCCUCCUCGCAUCCCAUGGCGGCAACUGAUUACGGUCUUGCUGGCCAUGCUCUUGGGCCCGAUCAGGAUUACCGCCAAAACCCCAACAUGUACCCUGGCCAAGUACAGCCAGGCCCCUCUGCCCCCUAUGGACAAGCUCAACAACCUAUGUACGGCGAGAUAGAGGGCAUGUACGGUUAUGGGACUAUGCAGCCACAGCAGCCUCCCAUGUCCAACGAGGAGUUCGAGUAG